GCGAAACUCUAGUCUGUUUGUUUACCUAAUUUUAUGAGGUUUAAAAAUAUUUCUCUGUUUUUAUGGCUUGAGUCUUAAAACCAGAUUUAUUGUGCUCGUUUUACAGUUAAUUUAAUAAAAUGUCCUGCAUUUAAUUUCAACUCUAAUAAUGUAGUAUUUUUACAUUUUCAACUUUCCUUUGAAUUUAUCAGUGUUCUUCCAGUGCAUCAAGCGAUUUCCUACAAAGUGUAUAUAUUGUGUUUUGUAUUGCUUUCUCGUGAUUAUUUUCUAACCUUUUACAUAUUAUUUGGUCAAUUUGUGUCUCAACAAUUUGUUGCUGAAAAUGUCUACGGAUAGAUCAAUCCAAACCCAACAACCUUUAAUUAAGAUUGGCCACUAUAUUUUGGGUGAAACUCUUGGUACUGGUACUUUUGGUAAAGUUAAAACUGCCACUCAUCAGUUAACUGGACACAAAGUUGCUGUUAAGAUUUUGAACCGAGAAAAGAUCAAAAAUCUCGAUGUUGUUGGUAAAAUAAGGCGAGAGAUUCAAAAUCUUAAACUAUUUCACCAUCCUCACAUCAUAAAACUAUACCAAGUGAUUAGUACUCCAACAGAUAUUUUUAUGGUGAUGGAAUAUGUUGCUGGUGGUGAAUUAUUUGAAUACAUUGUUAAGCAUGGAAAACUGAAGGAAUCUGAAGCUCGUCGAUUUUUUCAACAAAUUAUUUCUGGUGUUGAUUAUUGUCAUCGUCAUAUGGUUGUUCAUCGUGAUUUAAAACCAGAAAAUUUGUUACUCGACAUAAAUCAAUGUGUUAAAAUAGCUGAUUUUGGUUUAUCUAAUAUGAUGAUGGAUGGUGAAUUUUUGCGCACAAGUUGUGGUUCACCAAAUUAUGCUGCACCAGAAGUUAUAUCUGGUAAAUUAUAUGCUGGACCAGAAGUAGACAUUUGGAGUGCUGGGGUUAUCCUUUAUGCUCUUCUAUGUGGAACUUUACCUUUUGAUGACGAACAUGUUCCAUCUCUUUUCCGCAAAAUUAAAUCUGGCAUAUUUCCGAUUCCAGAUUAUUUAAACAAAUCAGCAGUCGAUCUGUUGGUUCAUAUGUUACAAGUUGACCCUAUGAAAAGAGCGACAAUGGAGGAUAUAAAAAAUCAUGAUUGGUUCAAAAAAGAUUUACCGGCCUACUUAUUUCCUCCAGCAAGUGAAUCUGAUGCUUCAAUAAUUGAUAUGGAUGCUGUUAAAGAAGUCUGUGAAAAAUUUGGAGUUACCGAUAAAGAAGUUCAUAGUUCAUUGUUAAGUGGAGAUCCUCAUGAUCAAUUGGCUAUUGCAUAUAAUCUUAUUAUUGAUAAUAAGAGAAUAGAAGAUGAAACAUCAAAAUUAGACAUUAAAGAUUUUUAUGUCGCUUCAUCGCCUCCUCCACCAUCUACAUUGAAUGACAGUCCAGGUCGGUUUGGAUCAAGUGGCAGUGGCCGACAAAGAUUGUUAAGUGGGGGUGCCAGUACCUUGGAAAAGCACAAAGGAACACCUAUGAAAAGAGCUAAAUGGCAUUUAGGUAUUCGAUCACAAAGUAGGCCUCACGAUAUCAUGAAUGAAGUUUUUCGAGCUAUGAAAGCAUUGGAUAUGGAAUGGAAGAUUGUAAACCCGUUCAAUGUUCGCGCUCGUCGUAAGAAUUCCCAAUCUGGUCGUCACACUAAAAUGGCUCUACAGCUCUAUCAAGUCGAUUAUAAAAGUUACCUUCUUGACUUCAAGUCAUUACCUAGUCUGGAUGAUGAAGAAAUAAAAGAGGCUGAAGCGCAAAGCAUCAGCAGCUCAUCAAGCGAUCCUUACUCAACAAAAUCUCAAUGUCAUCAUGUAAUGGAUUUCUUUGAAAUGUGUGGUUCACUUAUCACACAAUUGGCUCGCUAGCAUGUCGCUAUAUUAAUUUCGCUGCAAAAAAAAUCUGUUACUGACUAACGAAAAGUGCAUAAAUUAUCAAUUAAUGUGUUACAUGCCAAUCAAUAUACAUAAAAGUUUGCUCAAAGUUCUAUUUCUUUUUACAUAACUUUGAUAUGUGCAGUUUAUGUAACCUCAAAAUAAUCUUUAAACGGUUUUAAAGCAAUUCUAAAUGUGCUAAUUACUUUAAUACUAAAUGAUCAAGAAAAUUAUAACCCAUCUAAAUUUGCUAAUUUAAAUCUUCUCUGAAUCACUGAAUUAAUCGAGCAAAAUUUGAUUUACCUUCUCUUAUCUUUUGUAUGCAGAAGAUUCAAUAAA
Tetranychus urticae (two-spotted spider mite) is the source of this 2221-nucleotide messenger RNA. RefSeq names its product 5'-AMP-activated protein kinase catalytic subunit alpha-2. The record is from RefSeq and is a predicted model, not a curated record. NCBI's taxonomy places the organism in Eukaryota, Metazoa, Arthropoda, Arachnida, Trombidiformes, Tetranychidae. Gene Ontology annotation, cellular component: cytoplasm. Gene Ontology annotation, biological process: intracellular signal transduction; protein phosphorylation. Gene Ontology annotation, molecular function: ATP binding; protein serine/threonine kinase activity.